This is a messenger RNA of Engraulis encrasicolus (European anchovy), 1061 nucleotides long. RefSeq lists its product as uncharacterized. Bases 123 to 1061 code for a protein of 312 amino acids. NCBI's taxonomy places the organism in Eukaryota, Metazoa, Chordata, Actinopteri, Clupeiformes, Engraulidae. The record is from RefSeq and is a predicted model, not a curated record. The transcript has 8 exons.
UCGAAGUUGGUCCUGUUGACUCAUUUGAUGUACGCAGCAUUCUCGAAAAAGUUCCAGAUGGUAAACUGAUUGUGGCCAAUCUUGAUAAAAACGGCUUUGUGGGCCUCAACGACCGGCGCCUAAUGGUCCGCAUUCUGGUGUCGUAUUUGAUGGAGCGCUUUGGGGAAAACCCUUCUUCACAAGUAAAGGCCUCCCUGGCAGCAGCAGUGGUGAACCAGUUCGCAUCUCUAAGAGACUGCCAGGGUACUGGUUAUGACGCAUGGUUCACGCCAGGGAGAUUUCAUAGGCCUGCCACAGGGUUCCUGGAGGAGCGCCUCAGAAAUGUUAGGAAGAGGCUACGGAGGGGCUCCCGUUCCUCAGCACCAUCUCCCGUUUCUCAGCACCAGCACCAAGUACCGCAAGACACUGUGACGGCAGAGCGAGCCAUAGAAAUGGCUCAGUGGCUACAGGCUAACAUUUGGCCACAGAGCCAAGUGAAAGAAUUCAUGAGACAUACAGUGUCAUACCGGGCAAGGUGGAUCCGUGCUAAUGGAUCCAAGGCCAUUGGUGAUAUCAUUGCCGAGUUUCCACGCCUGGUUGAUACUCCUGGCAUGAUUUCACAGGACUUUGCAUUCCUGCAUCCCGACAAUACCAACAAACUAGAGCAAAGUUGGAGCCUUUUUGCCGAAAAAAUAAUCCAGAUGGGUCAAGGAGAGAGGGAGGCCAACGUCGAACACCUCUCUGCUGACAGACGUUACGAAGUUGCCCUUUUGCUCCUUCCACGGGUGGUUCCUGCCAUACCCUGUAGAGUGGGCAGGAAAAUGGUGCGCCCCACCAUUUUGGAGAGCACCAAUGCUUUCGUGGAUACACAGCCUAUUGGAACAAAUAUGGCGGACUACUUAACGAGACACCAGAGGGUGGAGCAUCCAUACAUCCUCAAGUUGGGUGACAGCGCUCGGGCAUAUGUAAUCAUCAAUGGCAGAGCACUAGAACAUGGAACUAUGCUAGCAGCGGUUGCAGAAUGUUUCAAGUCUUUUUAUGUCUUUGAUAUUUCUUAUCCAAGUCCCUGUGCCCAGGUUUGA